Aspergillus steynii IBT 23096 is the source of this 1972-nucleotide messenger RNA. Its product is annotated as BING4CT-domain-containing protein. NCBI's taxonomy places the organism in Eukaryota, Fungi, Ascomycota, Eurotiomycetes, Eurotiales, Aspergillaceae. Gene Ontology annotation, molecular function: protein binding. The record is from RefSeq and is a predicted model, not a curated record. The transcript has 2 exons. Gene Ontology annotation, biological process: maturation of SSU-rRNA from tricistronic rRNA transcript (SSU-rRNA, 5.8S rRNA, LSU-rRNA). Bases 115 to 1725 code for a protein of 536 amino acids. Gene Ontology annotation, cellular component: nucleolus; 90S preribosome; small-subunit processome.
CUUCUGUGCCGUCGGUCAAGCUACACGGUUUUUUCUUUUCUUGUUUCUGUGUCUUGCGCAUACUUUCCAUUUCCUUCGAUUGAAUCUCUACGACCUACCUAAACCUACUCGCUCAUGGCCGACAAUCCCUCCAAGGCCGUCGCGCCGACCGCCCAGCGCAAAGAGAGCAAGCGACUGGCCGAAGCACGAAAGACCUACGGACGAGGCAAAGCUAUCCAAACGCACAAUAUCAGGGACAAGAAGCUGCGCGACAAGCUUAAAUCCGUCGAGGCCAAGUACAAAGCCGCCGCGCUGCGAUCGAAAGAUGCCGAGAUCCUGCUGGAGCACGAAGCCGGGUUCCUCGAGCCCGAGGGCGAGCUGGAGCGGACGUACAAGGUGCGUCAGGACGAUAUCCGCGAGAGUGUGGGCAUCGAGACGGCCAAGAAGGGAUUCGAGUUGAAGCUGGAGGAUCUGGGCCCGUACCGCGCGGAUUACACGAGGAACGGUCGAGAGUUGCUGCUGGCGGGUCGCAAGGGCCAUGUUGCGACGAUGGACUGGCGGACCGGGAGACUGGGGUGUGAGCUGCAGCUGAACGAGACCGUUCGUGAUGCUCGCUGGUUGCAUAACAAUCAGUAUUUUGCGGUGGCGCAGAAGAAGUACCUCUACAUCUAUGACCACACCGGAGCGGAACUGCACUGUCUGAGCAGGCACCUGGAGCCGAUUAACCUGGAAUUCCUGCCGUAUCACUUUCUGCUGGCGAGCACGCAAAUGAGUGGUCACCUCAAGUACACCGAUACCUCGACUGGCCAGAUGGUCGCCGAAUUGCCCACCCGCAUGGGGGCUCCCACCUCUCUCGCCCAGAACCCCUGGAACGCCAUCUUGCACGUCGGCCACCAGAACGGCAGCGUGACACUAUGGUCUCCGAACUCGCAGACAGCACUGGUGAAGGCGCUGGUCCACCGCGGGCCGGUGCGCUCGAUGGCCAUCGACCGACAAGGCCGAUACAUGGUGUCGACGGGUCAGGAUCUCAAGAUGAACGUGUGGGAUAUUCGGAUGUUCCGCGAAGUGCACUCCUACUCGUGCUACCAGCCCGGUGCAUCGGUCGCCAUCAGUGACCGCAACCUGACGGCUGUCGGCUGGGGCACGCAGGUCAGCGUGUGGCGCGGACUCUUCGACGCCGCGAUGGCCGACCAAGGCAAGGUGCAGAGCCCGUACAUGGCAUGGGGUGGGGACGGCCAACGCAUCGAGAACAUGCGCUGGUGCCCCUACGAGGAUGUGCUCGGCGUGACGCACGACAAGGGAUUCGCCAGCAUCCUGGUCCCCGGCGCCGGAGAACCCAACUUCGACGCGCUCGAGGCCAACCCGUACGAGAACACGCGCCAGCGCCAGGAGGCCGAAGUGCAGGGUCUGCUGCACAAGCUGCAGCCCGACAUGAUCUCUCUGGACCCGAACUUCGUCGGAAAACUGGACACCAUCAGCGACCAGAAGAACCGCGAGGAGCGCGACCUCGACCGCCGGCCCGAGGACCCCAUCGAGAAGCUCAAGAACCGCGGCCGCGGCCGCAACAGCGCCCUGCGCCGGUACCUCCGCAAGAAGGGCAAGGGCAAGGGCAACGUUAUCGACGAGAAGCGCCUCAAGGCCGAGACGCUGCGCAAGGAGCAUGCGGCGCGCGCGAAGAACCGGCUGCAGAACGAGCGAGAGGAGUUGGGGCCUGCGUUGGGACGGUUCGCCAAGAAGGAGAUGUAGAUUAUCUCCUCUUGGUGUGCUGCUUUCCUUUGCUAUUCGCUUUUUCGUGCGCUUCUUCGGUCUAGAAGACGAUCGGAGGAGCCUUUCGAUACCCGAUCCUCAUCAUCACUCCUUUUUAUGACUCAAAACACCUGCAUUUACGGCGUUCGUCGGGAUUUCGGACUGGGAUACAGCUAAAAGUUAGAUCUGAGUCAAUAUCAUCAAUUUGUACAUUACUCUCUACCUGUCCUGACGUAUGUAGAACAUG